AUGGCUUCGACCACGGACCUAUUGCCUCGUCAGCCUUUACUGCAAGGUGCGUACGCAGAGCCAGCACCUUGUUCACAUCGACCUGCUAUCACCUCCAGAGGAUGCACCCAGUCAUUCCCAUCCCCGAAAGUGCUGCUGUACUCAGCGUCUGGUGCGGCCGGAACCCAUGGAACUUCAGGUCGGCAAGGCGGUUAUCCCGCAGGUGCAGGUGGUCGAGGUAGUGAUGGGCAGCCAGGGCAACAUGCCGGAACAGUCGCCAUCGUGCUUCAUGGGGAUGCAACAGGUUUCACCGUCAAUGGCCAGCGUUUCGCGUAUGCGGACGUUGACUCGAUCGGUGUUGCAGCUGUUGGCGGCUCAGGCGGUCAGGGUGGGAGGGGCGGAGAUGGUGGUUCUGGUGCCCCAGGCCGCGAUGGCAGCGAUGCAACCCGCUACAGCCCUGGUGGGAAUGGUGGCUGCGGUGGAGAUGGUGGCGAUGGCGGACCGGGAGGUGAUGGCGGGCGGGGCGGAGACGGCGGAACGAUUGCGGUUGCUACUGCGGAGGAAGAUGCUUACCUGCUGAUGAUGAUGCCGCUGGAGUUGGAGCCAGCCGAACUUGCAACCCUGGUCAACGGUGGCCGUGGAGGCGAUGGUGGCCAUGGUGGCUCAGGCGGUGCUGGAGGUCGCGGGGGCCGGGGCGGUGCGUCGUAUUCUUGGACGGAGUCAUAUCAAAAAGAUGGUGAAACCUUCACGACGCACCAUCAUCAACCAGGUGGCAGUGAUGGGCCAUCUGGCAGCCCUGGUCUUAGUGGCCGUGGUGGUCUUGGAGGCAAAGCUGGGAGUCAGGGUCUCUACGGCAUUCAAGUGGGAGGCAUCGAGUAUGUGCGCCGGUACCACAUGGUAUGCAACUCUUUCCAGUUGAUUGAGCAUCCAGACACACCGCAAGACCAUGAUGGCUUAUUCGAGUUUGGUGAAAUGAUUGCUUGCAGCCAGUUCGCCGUGCAGAAUCCAAUGAAGGGUAGUAUGUCAACACCGACCAUCCAUCAAAGGGCUGAGAUCUACCUCCGACCGGGAGCGAAGUGGACAGAGCGAGCGCCACAUGGCCCACGAGUAUUUCUAGGCCCUAACUUGAAGAUGACAGGAGGGGCCCAUCAUUCCGUCACGGAUCAGAUAUUGCAUUGUUUCAUCAAGUACCCGGAUCUGGAUGAGUAUGGAGAGGACUUCGAACCCAUCUCCAUCACUGACCGAGUCUUCUUAAACUGUGCGCAGUGGGGGCAUCAAGACAUGGAGGAGAACUUCGUCCGUGAUUUUCACAGCUUCGGAGACCAGUCAUCACAGGCGUUCGAUGCACACUUUCCCGUUGUCAACCUGAGGGGCAUUGAUGCUUUGCCAUCAGUGGCUGCUGGAGAGCGCUGCGUAGUCCGCUUCCACGUCAAGAACAGUACACGCCUCCCUCUCGGUGAUGGGCAGCCCCGCGGUCGGAAGGUUAUUGUGCAGUGGGAGCCCAAGGAGACUUCAACAAGAUCCCCGUGUGUGAGUUUCGUGGAUCUGCGUGACGAGUUCAGCAACCCGGCGCCGCCAGGCUUCUUCACAAACCUUCCCAACCUACCAAGCCUGGGCAGCGACUUUGUGCAGAUCCAGCUCGGCUGGCGCGAGGACACACCCGACUUCUCAGAGCUUUCGCUCCAUGCCACUCUAGGCGUACAAACCCCAUCCGCACACGCCUGGAAGAAGGCCCCAGCGAGCAUGGCUUGGGAGAUCGGCGGGACAUAUGGGACCCACGUUCAGAAGCGAAAGCAUGUUUUCAAGUGCAUUCCAUCCUUCAAGAUUCCUACUGGCUAUGCAGACGCAGCCGUUUCAGCAAUCGUCAUCGUCUCGCCUGGUGCAGACAUGGCCGUGUGCAAGCACUGGGUGGACAUGUUGAGACAGGACUUUGGGAUCCCCACAGCCAUCUGGAACAUGCAGAAAUACGGCCAUUUCGAGCCAGAAAAGGAGGAGAGCCUUUGCGAGAUGCUCAGUAACUCGCAGAACCUGUUGCUUGUGGUUUUCGAUUAUCCAUUUCAAGUCCAAGCUGCCAAAGCCAAGUCUGAGUUGGAGAUGGUUCUGCCCUCGGACUUGCUCAACCAGACCACACUGCGUCGGCAUUUACAGCCUUCUAGAAGCCGGGUGCUUCUCAUUUCAGAGAACGAGGCUGCCAGGACCCGUGCACAGAGACGAUUGGGCGCUAUUGUCGAUUUGUCUCAAGUCUCCGAAGAGGAAGGCGUAGCCCUAGGACCUCAGGAUUCCCCCGACGAAGGCCACUUUACUGUGCCCUGCACAGCCCACGCCCCGUCCAGUUGCUGUUUGUCUGCCUCUGGCAAUGCUCGCGCAGUGCAGAAGCUGGCCUUGAAGCUGUGUGAAGAUCAUGGGGCCCCAGGACGGCGCAUGAUCGCAGUGCACAAGAUGUUGGAAAUAGGGCCAGCAGAUGCACCUUCUAGUUGUGGAAGGUUUCCGUGGCUGGUUGGCUAUGUGGACUUGCUCGUGGAGCAUCAAGCAGACUGGGAUUUGCCCUUGGAGAUCUACGGAGUAGAGGGCCUUGCUGACCUUGAGUCUUGUCAUCGCCACCGUAGGGCCUUGACCUUUGCAGUUGUGGCCUCGUUGCCGCGUGCUGCCAAAGUGGAGCAUCUGAUCUCAUGCCUGAAGCAAGUGCAAGCAGCCGCAAGCACGUCUGCCGACCUGACGGCCAAUGAACAGAUGCUCGAGCUCUAUGUGUGGGCUUUCUUGCAGGAGGUGAGGUGUGAGCUGGCAGCUGCAGGCCCGGACAUGGCAAGGCCAGUUGAGGCCUGCGUGCCAUCGCUGCUCCUCCUGAACCAACAGCUCUCGACAGCUGAGCUAGCACGGCUCCCGGAUCACCACCGUGGCGGUCAGUCGCGUGGAGUUCACUCCAGCUGCUACUGCAAUGGUCCGAGGAAAAACACGGUUUGGGCUUGCAAUCUGGCUGAAGGCGGAGCCACUGACGCUGAAGCUGGCCAAGCUGGCAUCAUUGUGGUGGAUUCGGCUGCAGGUCUAUUGCAGACGACCAGCCCAUGGCAAGGAGAGAAGUCCAGAGACAAAAGCCGGAGGGCAGAGUGGGCCUUCUCCCUGAGCUGCGAGCAGCAGCAGCAGUGCCACAUGUGGUGGGAGUGGUGGCAAUUUGUGGCAUUCUUCCUUGCGUCGUUGCUUUCCCUUGGGCUCUUCCUGGUCUACCUCUGCACCAGGCCACAUGAAUCUCAAUUCAAGCGGCUGCCUGUUGUUAAGCUUGCUGCUGGCAGCAGGCUUCGAUGUAGAGCACACCUCCUGCGUUUAAACGCCACCCGCGACUUACUUUGUGGGCUGCGCAUGCUGGCGGAGUUGGCGCGUAAAGAGAAGCAGAAGGGUGGGAAGAACCCCAAGAGAUUGCUUGCCCAGUACUACGACUCACAGAUCGCCCAGUGCCAGGCCGUCCUUUUUCCCGAUGGCACCCACGAGUCAGUCCCAGGGUUCUUGCGACGGCGCCUGCAAGGAUUGCAGGCGCAGUGCCGGUUCUUUGCGAAGGGCAGCUUGCACAGGCUGUUUGGCGCCGAAGGCUGGGCAAGGUGGGCCGACCCAGUCACAAGUGAAGGUCAUUUGGACAUGUCGCUGCAGCCCUUGGAGCGGGCCCUUGUACUCCCGCAAGCAGAGUGGGAGUAUAUGUGUGAUGCGCACAGGCACGUCCACCUGAAAAGGUCUGAGCGAAGCUUCCGGAUCCAGGACAAGCAUGGAGACAUGAUCGUGACAGACGAAACUACGUUUGUGGCGUGCGGCUUGUGUGGCCGCCUCGUUCCCACGCACCACCAAGGUCGACAUGAAGCCACCGAGUGCGCCAACAGGCAGCAAGGGCUAGAAUACAGCAUGUCUAUCCUUUCGAGCCCAGCUGAAAGAAAGCUGCUGUCGGACAGCAAUAUCAGCGCCUUGGAAGAGGCUUGUCAGGACGGCCACUCUGCACUGACGCUGGCAGAGCGGCAAAAGUUGGAACACCUAUUGCACUACAUCCUGAUCGAGCGGAGGCUUCACAGUGUGUUGGCAAAGGACGAUGGCGACGUGGACCCUUUCGAGCUAGAUGACCUGCUUGACAAGGUUCGGAUGGCCGCAGCCGGGAGAGCCUUGGGCGAGCAAGCUGCCCAAGGCAUUUACCUCGGCAGUGGCGUGGCCAAGCUCUGGAGAACUAUGGACGUCCACACUGUGGGUGAGAUUGAAGGCAUGCGUGCUGAUGGUGUGAUGGAGGUCGCCGACAUGAUCCUUGCGGCGCCAACUCCUCCACAAGGCCAGCAGCGCCAGGAGCUGUUGCAAGCAAGUCUUUCGCACCGAUGGUGGGGCAUUAAAGGCUUCGAAAUGCGGCGUAAAGGCGCUGGAACUGGUGACUCGCCAACUCGGCUCCGAAACGUGGAGGUGGACGACAAUGCUCUUCUCAAGCGCGCCGAGAGGCUUCUGGCCCUGAUUGACCUAGCUCGCACCUAUGGACUGAAGCUGCAGGAAGCUGUCUGGGUGGACGGUGGCAAGAUUGCGUUGGCACACCUCUGGCUUGGACACCAUCACGAGGAGGACUUGACGACCCGGCUCCAGUUCUGCCGUCGCUUCGACCUCCAGGAGCACGAGAAGUAUGUCCAAAGGGCUGAGGAGGUGAAGUUGCUCAAAAAGGUUCCAAAGGACUGGGAUAUCCACGCCAUCCUGGAGCGUGGUGGUGCCCGGGACAUCGCCCGUGAGCAGAUGAAGGAUGAUGUGGCUGUGGACGCAUUCCAAGAGCUUUUUGACUUGUCGUUCAAGAGCACAUACACUCGAGACCGGCGUGGAGCCAAACUCCCAGAGAAGAUGAGGGUGCUUGCGGUAAAGAAGGUGAUGAACCGGGCCGUGUGGGAGAGCUACCUGCUUUUCCGUGAGAAGGUCCGGAAGAGUUGGCUGCGGAAGCUGCGCCCAUGGCCAGCAUCGGUGCGCCGGCCCAUCACAGAUGCAUGGCCCGACAGUGAACAGGUGAGGCAAGCGGACUUGCUGCAGCCAUUGGUCCAGGAGGUUAAUGAGGCCUGGUUGUUUCAUGGUACCAGCUUCGCAGGUGCUGAGGGCAUCACUACAGAGGACUUCAACAUUGACCUGGCCGGCUCUGCAGCUGGUACACUGUAUGGCCGUGGCGUCUAUCUUGCCGAGUGCUGCAGUAAGAGCGACGAGUACACCCAGGCCGAUGCUGAUGGUGUCCGGGUGAUGCUUGUGUGUCGUGCGACCCUGGGUUCCAUCCUGUACACAGACGAAGUCUCGCCUAACCCGGCGAAACUGGAAAAGUCAUGUGGCUUCAUGAGCAAAAAGCCUGGGUGGUACCACUCAGUUCUUGGAGAUCGUGAGAAAUGCCGAAACACCUACCGGGAAUUUAUUGUCUUCAAUGCGGACUUGGUGUACCCUGCAUUCAUUGUUCUCUACAAGCGUGAGUGUUCUGGCGUCGACUCGACGGCUGUGGCCACAGCACCAUCCCCAAUUAUCCCCGCGGCGCCGGCCCCGAGCUCAAUGCCGGUCCCCGUAACCCCGGCAACCGCCGCAACAGUGUCGGGCUCUCCGCCAGUGGCUCCAGCGACUGCUGCGACCCCGGCAACCAUGACCCCCGGCACGGUGAUCCCGGACGCGCCGCCCCCGAGCGCAACUGCUGUAACUAUCUCGAGGCACUCGAGCUCCCCGUCUCCGGCAACUUCUGCGGCGCUUGCGCCUCAGAUGCCUCAAGGAUCUCCCAGUGACCUGGUGCCCACACCGCAGCCCGAGCCGAGUUCUGGUGAGGAGCCAAAGUCCAACUCGGUCAGGGCCGGAGAAAAAGGGCAUGGACGAUCGACUUUAGUUUCACUUUGA
Messenger RNA from Symbiodinium natans, 5835 nucleotides. NCBI's taxonomy places the organism in Eukaryota, Dinophyceae, Suessiales, Symbiodiniaceae. The record is from the annotation of a GenBank genome assembly.